Messenger RNA from Triticum turgidum subsp. durum (durum wheat), 753 nucleotides. The record is from the annotation of a GenBank genome assembly. Lineage: Eukaryota; Viridiplantae; Streptophyta; Magnoliopsida; Poales; Poaceae.
AUGGAAUUGCUCAUUCUGGCACAAAACAUCAUAUUUUUCUCAUCAGUUGCCUUGCAUGACCAGGCUGAACUGAGAGCAAGUGUGUUUGAGGCCAUAGAAGAGGAGGACCGUGUGAUAGAGGAGAACGAAGAUGGCGGGAAUCCUGCUUUGCUUGGUAGCUGCAAUGACCGUGCUAAGCAACUGCAUGCUUCACCGUCAGGUAGGUUAUUAACAGCACUUAUAGGUGAAUACUUGGAGUGGGCCCAGCUAAGUCACACGAUGAAAGUUUAUUUGCCAGAAUGUAAUCUGCCCAAGGACUUUUGGAAGAAUGAGCUAAAGGAUUUCUCUAACAAAAAUGGAGCUGAAGGGAGCAGGAGUGCUGAGAGUGGUCCCAUGCUUCUAGAUGUUCUUGAAGGAUAUCUUAAAUAUGAGAAUUUGUCUCAAACGAGGAUGGCUGGUAGGAGAAUGAUCAACUCUGAACCUGAGCCAACAUUGAAUACUGAGCACCGGAACAUGAGGAGGCCACCAUCUUCAUCUUCAGUCGCUGGCAUGCCUCCUAUGGGAAGGCAAAUGCCACCAUCGCAGACAUCAGACCGAAGAGGGGGCUCUUCCGCUUCCAAUACAAGGAAAGAUGAGUACAACUGGGGAUAUGAUGCUGAUGAUCUCUCGGAGGAAGUAUUGCGUACAUCCACUGCUCUAGAGAACAUCCAGUUAGACCGGAAAGCCCGAAACCUGACAACAUCUUGGAGGCAUCCAGGCAAUGGUGCCGAGUAA